Messenger RNA from Juglans regia (Persian walnut), 3270 nucleotides. RefSeq names its product zinc finger BED domain-containing protein DAYSLEEPER-like. Gene Ontology annotation, molecular function: DNA binding; protein dimerization activity. The transcript has 2 exons. The record is from RefSeq and is a predicted model, not a curated record. Bases 332 to 3055 code for a protein of 907 amino acids. NCBI's taxonomy places the organism in Eukaryota, Viridiplantae, Streptophyta, Magnoliopsida, Fagales, Juglandaceae.
GUCCAAUACCCAAAGGGCAAGAGUUUGGCAGUUGAAGAAUUUCCAGAUCGUGUUGUUGUGUGAUCUAAUUCCCCCCUAAAGGCUGAAACUUUAAACUACCCCAAAUUAAAAAGAAAAACUAGUCCCUGUCGGUCCAAUUAGCUUCACGGGUUUAUUUGUCCCAAGCCCAAUCUCACUCCCUCUCUCUCCCCCGAGCCUGUCUCUGCAAAACCCUAGAUCUCUUCCGGUCCCGGAAACCCCCCCCAAGCUCGGGCCACGUCCCGUUCGGGCCUCAGUUCUUUUUGUAUUUUAAGGAUCUCUCUCGCGCUGAUUGUAGAAAUUAAUUUUUUCUAUGGCAACCCUUGAUGAGGAGAAGUUGGCAAAGCCAGAUGCGCACAAGAUUGGAAAUUCACAUGAGCACGCGGUGGAAACCCCUGAUGAGGUUGCAUUGGGAACCCCAAAUGAGCACACCAUGGGAACCUCAAAUGAGCACACCGUGGAAACCCCGAAUGAGCACACCAUGGAAACCCCAAAUAAUCACACCACGAAAACCCCGAAUAAUCACAAGAGGGAAACCCCAAAUGAGCACACAACAGAAACCAUAUCUGAGCAAAUGGUGGCAACCUCAGAUGAGCAAAUGGUGGCACCCCCGGAUGAACAAAUGGUGGCACCCCCGGAUGAGCAAAUGGUGGCACCCCCAGAUGAGCAAACAAUGGCACCCCAAGAUGAGCAAACGAUGGCACCCCAAGAUGAGCAAAAGAUGGCCCCACCAGAUGUGCACAUGAUGGCCCCACCAGAUGAGCACGCAAUGGCAGUCCCAGAUGAGCACGCAAUGGUAGUCUCAGAUGACCAUGCAAUGGCAAUCUCAGAUGUGCACGAUCUGGCAAUCUCGGAUGUGAACGAUCUGGCAAUCUCGGAUGAGCACGCUCUGGCAAUCUCGGAUGAGCACGAUCUGGCAAUGUCGGAUGAGCACGCUCUGGCAAUCUCGGAUGAGCACGCUCUGGCAAUCUCGGAUGAGCACGCUUUAGCAAUCUCCUUUGAGCAUUCAGUGCCAACCCCAGAUAACAAAAGGAUGACUCCAGAAGUGAACCAUGAGCUGCCAAAUUCAGAAACACAACCUAACAAGAGAAGGAAGAAAAAGUCCAUAGUAUGGGAGCACUUCACCAUAGAAGCUAUUAGUCCUGGAUGUAGACGGGCACAAUGCAAGCAAUGCAAGCAAAGUUUUGCAUACAGUACAGGUUCUAAAGUUGCUGGAACCAGCCACCUGAAACGCCACAUUGCCAAGGGGACCUGCACAGCACUUCUACGAAGCCAGGGGCAGAAUCAGUCAACACCAUAUACCCCACGUUCAAGGAUGGGAGGAACUGGCAGUGCAACUGAUGCACCAAAACGACGUUACAGAACUCCUGGCUCACCCUACAUUAUGUUUGAUCAGGAUCGUUGCCGCAAUGAGAUUGCUAGGAUGAUAAUCAUGCAUGACUACCCCCUUCACAUGGUUGAACAUCCAGGGUUUAUAGCUUUCGUCCAGAAUCUUCAGCCCCAUUUCAACAUGGUGAGUUUCAAUACUAUCCAAGGGGAUUGUGUUGCAACUUACUUGAUGGAAAAGCAAAACCUAAUAAAGUUUAUCGAGGGCAUUCCUGGGCGCAUUUGCCUUACACUGGAUAUGUGGACUUCGAGCCAAACAGUAGGUUAUGUGUUUAUAACUGGACACUUCAUUGAUAGUGAUUGGAAGUUGCACAGGCGGGUUCUCAAUGUCAUAAUGGAACCAUAUCCUGAUUUGGACACUGCCCUUAGUCAUGCUGUUGCUGCUUGCCUUUCUGAUUGGAGUUUGGAGAGCAAGUUAUUUUCUCUAACUUUUAAUCAGCCGCUAAGUGAAGCUGCUCUUGAGAAUCUUAGGCCUCUUCUUGCCAUUAAGAACCCUCUAAUCCUCAAUGGUCAAUUAUUAGUUUGUAAUUGCAUUGCACACACUUUGAGCAGCAUGGCAAAAGAUGUACUAGGGGCAGGGCAAGGAAUAAUCAAGAAAAUCCGGGAUAGUGUUAAGUAUGUGAAGACAUCAGAAGCCCACGAGGAAAAGUUUCUCGAUCUCAAGCAACAGCUUCAAGUUCCCAGUGAAAGGAGUCUAUCUCUUGAUGAUCAGACUCAAUGGAAUACAACUUAUCAAAUGCUGGUGGCUGCUUCUGAGUCAAAGGAAGUGUUUUCUUGUUUGGAUACUUCUGAUCCUGAUUACAAGGAUGCCCCAUCAAUGGAAGAUUGGAAGCAUGUUGAGACUCUCUGUACAUACUUGAAACUUCUCUUUGACGCAGCAAACAUCCUGACCUUCACAACUAACCCAGCUGCAAUUACAUUCUUUCACGAAUUGUGGAAGAUUCACACAGAGCUAGCUCGUGCUGUUGCAAGUGAGGAUCCCUUCAUCAGCAACCUCACUAAAAUGAUGCAAGAAAAAGUUGAAAAAUACUGGAAAGAUAGCAGUCUGGUUUUGGCAAUUGCAGUGGUCAUGGAUCCCCGUUUUAAGAUGAAGCUUGUGGAGUUCAGUUUCUCAAAAGUCUAUGGCGAAGAAGCCACCACAUAUAUUAACAUUGUCAAUGAUGGAAUUCAUGAGCUCUUUCAUGAAUAUUUGACACUUCCUUUGCCUCUAACGCCAACUUAUGCCGAAGAAGGAAAUGGGGGAAGCAAUAUUAAGAUGGAGGAUUCCCAGGGAGGAAAUCUUCUGUCUGAUCAUGGACUCACAGAUUUUGAUGUGUAUAUUAUGGAGACUACAAGCCAACAGAUGAAGUCAGAGCUGGAUCAGUAUUUGGAAGAGUCUUUAUUGCCUCGUGUGCAGGAGUUCGAUGUGUUAGGCUGGUGGAAGCUAAACAAGAUGAAAUACCCUACACUUUCAAAGAUGGCUCGUGAUAUUUUGUCUAUUCCGGUAUCUACUGCUGGUCCUGACUCUGUAUUUGAUAUAACAGGCAAGGAGAUGGAUCGAUAUAGGAGUUCUCUACGACCGGAGACGGUGGAAGCACUUAUAUGUGCUAAGGAUUGGAUGCAGUACGGCUCAACAGAAGCUUCAAACGCACUUGUAAGAAUGGAAUAUUAGAUUCUAGGUUUAGAUUCUGUUACAGGAUUUCUUGUAUGAUGGUACUUAACUGAGGAGACUGUUCUUACUCAGCUUUUUUCUUCGAACAUUUUUCUUUAUGAUUGUAGUUAUUCUUAAGUACUUACCGUCUUUGUAAACUGGUCGAUCGGUGAAACCCUUUUUCUGUUGCUAUUUAGAUUUUUAGAUGUCCAUUCUAUUGUAACAUGUCAUUUUUU